Messenger RNA from Paramuricea clavata, 1680 nucleotides. The record is from the annotation of a GenBank genome assembly. Lineage: Eukaryota; Metazoa; Cnidaria; Anthozoa; Malacalcyonacea; Plexauridae.
ACAUAUUUAGACGAAGGCCGGUUUACAUGGCGACACGAUUCUGUUUUAAAUUUCCUCGCAUCCACUCUUACUGCUGUGAAAAAUUCCACACUUUACGCGGACAUUCCUGGUUUUAUGAAUCCAUCUGUUAUCACGGGAGAUCAUUUACGACCUGACCUUCUGCUGGUGACUGAAAACAGAUGUCUAUACAUCCUCGAGCUUACAGUCGGUUAUGAAUCCAAUCUGCUAGUUAACGCCAAUCGUAAGCGUCAAAAGUACCGUGAUCUAAUCAAUGAGCAGGAAGCAGAUUAUGAUAAAGUCAAGUUCGUCAAUUUAUCCUUGAGUACCCUCGGAGUUUUUGGCCGAUCUUCUGAAAAUUUCGAUAGCAUGCUAAGUAGCCUUAAAUGUGAUGCCAAGUAUAGUAAAUACAUAAAAAAGCAAAUCGUGAACAUAUGCAUACGAACAUCAUAUUAUGUAUUUUGUAAACGAAACAAGGUGUGGGAUAACCCAAAAUUAAUGUUAAUAUAAUCCUUCUUAAAAUAAUUAUUGUACAAUAAAUAUAUAGUAUCAAUUCAAGUAGACAUUGAUAAACUACCUGUAAAGCGAGGUUUAUCAUUGUAGUUGUAUAUAUCCUAAUAAUCAAUAAAUAAAGUUUCCAUUAUUAUUGCGACAAAAUAUAUCCGAAAAUGGCUGGAACUUCCUGUCUCUGCAACCCUUAGCAACGUGUUGCUUCCACAAAAUAAAUUUGGUCUGAAUAUUAUUCUCCUUUCGACAAAAUUUAUCCAAUGUCAAACUGUCUCUCGAUCAGCUUUAAAAUACUCACCAAACGUAGAUAUUAACAAUCUAUGGGCGGUGACGAGCACCAACAAGAACGUACAGUAUGACAUUUACAAAGACACAAAAGACGUACUUAAAGCAGUUAGAAAAGAAAACGAACAAAGACUUCAAAACCACCUCAUUUCGCAAGGUUCUUUCUUUUCCAGUAUCAUGAAUCAUUCCACAUCCACAUUCAACUCUUUAUGGUCAUCCGUUCAGAGCAAACUUCCGAAAAACAUUUUUAACUUCACCAUCCGAUAUAUCAAUAACACACUUCCAACACGAAAGAACCUAUCAAAAUGGGGACUAUCAUCAACAUCCGAUUGCUCUUUCUGCUCCUCACCUGAAACGCUGCUCCAUGUGAUUGCUGGAUGUAAGACAUAUUUAGACGAAGGCCGGUUUACAUGGCGACACGAUUCUGUUUUAAAUUUCCUCGCAUCCACUCUUACUGCUGUGAAAAAUUCCACAAUUUACGCGGACAUUCCUGGUUUUAUGAAUCCAUCUGUUAUCACGGGAGAUCGUUUACGACCUGACCUUCUGCUGGUGACUGAAAACAGAUGUCUAUACAUCCUCGAGCUUACAGUCGGUUAUGAAUCCAAUCUGCUAGUUAACGCCAAUCGUAAGCGUCAAAAGUACCGUGAUCUAAUCAAUGAGCAGGAAGCAGAUUAUGAUAAAGUCAAGUUCGUCAAUUUAUCCUUGAGUACCCUCGGAGUUUUUGGCCGAUCUUGUGAAAAUUUCGAUGGCAUGCUAAGUAGCCUUAAAUGUGAUGCCAAGUAUAGUAAAUACAUAAAAAAGCAAAUCGUGAACAUAUGCAUACGAACAUCAUAUUAUGUAUUUUGUAAACGAAACAAGGUGUGGGAUAACCCAAAAUUAAUGUUAAUAUAA